CUGAACCAAGUGUAGCAAAAUUGCCUGUACUUUGUUUACGUCCAGUUGGUUAGCUGACAGCUGGUGUAACGCUUUACCAACGCACACAGCCGCGUCUGCGUGUCUCCGCGGGUUGCCUGGAGCUUCGCAAACUUUACACCGAGUGCUCUGGAUGUCGUGGACGGGUUGUUUUGUUGAAUGAGGGGGACCCGCUAGAUGCCGACAGGAGGAUGAACUCCAUCACCGGUCGGGUUCUCGCCAUCCCCGCCGCCUCUGUCACCAAUUCUGGAGCUUCAUCCUCUCGAGCCUUACACGUAGAGCUCACGUCCCAGCAGAGACGAUUGCGUCAUCUCCGGAGCAUCGCGGCCAGAAACAUUGUCAACAAGAAUGGUUCCCCACUGCUGGACACUUACUUCACCCUCCACCUCUGUAUAGGGGACCGCAUAUCUAGAGAUUUUUACAAGAGUGAAGUCAUACGGGACUCGCUGAAUCCAACUUGGCGGAGCCUGGACUUUGGCAUGCUGCCGGACCUCCUGGACACCUCAGUGUCUUGCUUCGUGGUGAGGAUCUGGGGAGGUCAGGAGGAACGGUACCAGCUCCUCAUAGAAUGGAAGGUCAACCUGGAUGGCCUCAGAUACACGGGACAGCAGAUUCGAUCCCGGAAUCCCAACGAGAUAAUAUUCGGGCUGAACGACGGCUACUAUGCGGCUGACUUUGAUCAUAAGACGCUGUUCGGCCCCUGCACUGAAACACUUCACAUGUGGCUGUUGCAGGACCAGUCGGAGCGGAAGAAAAACAGUCUGCUUCAGGUCGACCAGAGUUCAGUCAGGAACUCCUACAGCGUUUUCUCUCUGCUCAGGCUCCACACCGCCCAGAGAGCCAUCAAACAGACCCAGGUGACGGUGCAGAAGAUCGGGAAGGAGAUCGAGGAAAAGCUGAGGACGACGACGACAUGCACGGAGCGGAAGAAGGAGCGAGAGUGCAUGCAGCUGCGCAUCGCUGUGCUGCGGAGUGAACUGCAGCGGCAGAGGAAGGCCUUGGGCCGGGAGAUCGACCUGCGGCAGAAGGAGAGAGCGCAGCUUCAGAAGAAAGAGGAAGCGUUCUCCGCUCAGCACGAGGGUCUGAAGGAGGAGAAGGAAUCCUUAACCAAGCUGCAGAAGGAAUGCACUGCCAAGAGAGAGCAGUUCCUCAAAUCCAACGCCCAGCUCACGUUCCGCUGCCGUCAGCUCCUCUCCGAGCUCUCCUACAUCUACCCCAUCGACGUGGCCAAUCAGUCGGAUUAUGUCAUCUGCGGAGUGAAGCUGCCAAACUCCGAGGACUUUCAAGCAAAGGAUGAUGGGAGCCUGGCUGUCGCCCUGGGUUACACGUCGCACCUGGUCCUGAUGAUCUCGUGCUUCCUGCAGAUCCCUCUUCGGUAUCCGGUGAUCCACAAGGGUUCUCGCUCCUCCAUCAAGGACACCAUCACUGACCGACUCACUGAGAAGGAGAGAGAAUUCCCUUUGUACCCCAGAGGAGAGCGCUUUCAUUUUGAAUACGGUGUCUACUUGCUCAACAAGAACAUUGCCCAGCUGAGAUAUCAACACGGCUUGACCACCCCGGACCUGCAGCAGACACUACCCAACCUGAAGAACUUUCUGGAGCACGGCCUGCUCGUCCGAUGUGACAGACACCAUGUCUCAAGCUCCAUCCCAGUGCCGACCAAGUCUCAGCCCGGCGUGUCUGCUGCCUCAGAGAUAGGCUUCCCCUGCCACACCAGCUCCCCAGACCGAGGCCUGAGGAAAAGGGCGAGCUCGGAGGCCGACAAGUACAAGCCGACUCCUCCACCCAGCUACAACACAGCCAUGGGUGAGGAGAAGCCCCCGGUUGGCCUUGCCCCACCCUCCCCCUCGCCUUCACCCAAACAACUAUCCUCCUCCCUCGAUGCCGGCAUGGCCUCUCUUAACCUGGCCAAGACUACGGAGAGCGGGGAGACGGCGGUGGAGGCGGAAAGACGCAGAAGCCUCUACACCGAAGAAGAUAAAGAAGAAGAGACGGAGGAGCUACCGCCCAGCAGCACCGUCGCGCCCGACUCUUCUACAGUGCAGGAGACCGUUGAGGAAAGUGUGCCAACUAGCGAGCACACGGGCGCCAUAAACGGCUCUUUGGUACCGGGGCCUGUCAGCCUGGUCCCGGAGCUGCGCUGCUCUGUGGAGCAAGCCGAGGAGAUCAUGGGCACGGAGGCCACCGGUUUAGGCCUGGGGAUGGGGGUUGGGUUGGGUUUAGGGCUGGCGGACGAGGCCCAGAUGGAAGACUACCGGUGCAUCCCUGUGGACCACGCGGUAGCCGUGGAGUGUGACGAACAGGUGCUGGGAGAGCUGGACGUCGCCGGCUUUGAGGAGUUCUCCAGGCGCAUCUAUGCACUAAACGAGAACAUGUCCAGCUUCCGCAGGCCGCGCAAGAACUCUGAUAAGUGAGGUGGACUAGAGAGGGAGGCGUGGCCAAAACUCAAGGCAGGGACAUGAGGAAAGCUGCUUUUCGCAGCAUCAAAAAUCAUAUGAGCUAUUCUGGAAUAACGACCAAUUUGCACUUAUUGUACACAUUUCCAUAGUAAUCUUUCAAAUGAAAUGCAGUUAAAAGUGCAGGUAUUGGGACAGCGAGCUUCCCUUUUAUUUUUGAUGGCAGCAUUAAUAUAUUUUUUAACAAUGGAUGGGAUUCAGACAGUUUUCGUGUUAACUAAAGAGUUAGUGGCAGUUAUUGCAGUCUGUUUAUUCCAUAACUGGGGGACCAUAUGUGUAUCACUCACACUUUGUUUUCCAGCCUUACUGCAAUCACAGCACUCAACUUCUUGUACAAAACACCACCUGCAUUUAAGAUUCACGUCCAAACUCAGUGCAGCCUUUCAGUUUCAAUGCAGCAGCUUAAUUUGUCAGUUCUAAAACCCACUUCGAGAAUGGUUGCAACCAGCAGUUUUAUCAAAGCGAAUCGAGCCCGCUGUCCCAGCACUCACACCUUUGGCCGCCCAGUAAGAGGAAAAGGUUUGGACGCAUCCCGAGCCUUCCUUCAGGGUGCGAGGAGGUGUUGUGUACACGCGUGUGUCGGGGCUUCAGAUUAGCAUGCAACCGCAGUAAGGUGGCAAGUGAUCCCACCGAUGACCUUUGAACCUGGCAGGAUUUUGCCGCCACAAAGUGAGGUGAAAGCCCCAAUGAGAUAUCCCCCCCCCCCCCCCCCCCUCCGCCGAUGGUUUAACCCACACCGCCAUUCUCCACACGGGAGUCGAGUCUCUCCUUCAGGUCUUUAGAGGAGGUUGGUGCUCACGGCACAUGGCAGGGAUAUGGUGCAAUUGUUGUUCUGUCCAUGUCCUCCAUUUUUCUCUUUUUAUUUUUUUUUUUCAAUUUUAACAUACCCUAUCGAUAUUAAUGUUCAUGUUACGUCCACUGAGUCUCAUAAUCAGUAAACCCCAAAUGUAAAUCUGUGUGCGUGUUCUGUUGGAACGUCUCACUCAGGCUGCGCUGUAGGUGUUAGUAUCCCAAUGUGUCUGUGAUUUAGUUUCGUCCCGCGUCUUCACGUUCUGAAUGCUUUCUUGCACUGGUAUUCAAUUAUUGCUUUAUUUAUGUCUCCCAACAAUUACGUGCGCUUUGUUUUCAAAGGAAAUCAACCAUUAUUUUCAUGUUCACCACUCACAUGGGAUGUCGCUCAUUAAUGUUGUCAAAUGUUAGACUGAUGACCGUUGUCACGGACAACCGCUUUGCAUCGCCCGCCAUGACAUCGAUGGACUCGACACCUGCAGGACACCGGCAGCCCACUUUGUGUUGCAGGUCCAGUACUGUGGUUUGCUGACUGUUGAGUACUGUAUUCAAAGCUAAAUAUGAACCAUGUUCUAUCAUUUCCAUAAAAUGCUAUACAGUUCAGUAAGCGACCAUGUACAGAUACUUUUGUAUGGAGGGGUGUUUUUCUUUUCUUUUCUUUUUUGUUAUUAAAGACUUGCAGUCCAAUGGCACGGA
This is a messenger RNA of Cyclopterus lumpus (lumpfish), 3959 nucleotides long. It is a transcript of the gene uvrag, whose product is annotated as UV radiation resistance associated gene. Gene Ontology annotation, cellular component: endosome; lytic vacuole. Gene Ontology annotation, molecular function: SNARE binding. The transcript is spliced from 15 exons. NCBI's taxonomy places the organism in Eukaryota, Metazoa, Chordata, Actinopteri, Perciformes, Cyclopteridae. The coding region runs from base 210 to 2432 and encodes 740 amino acids. Gene Ontology annotation, biological process: SNARE complex assembly. The record is from RefSeq and is a predicted model, not a curated record.